Lampris incognitus (smalleye Pacific opah) is the source of this 2937-nucleotide messenger RNA. Its product is annotated as zinc finger BED domain-containing protein 4-like. The record is from RefSeq and is a predicted model, not a curated record. NCBI's taxonomy places the organism in Eukaryota, Metazoa, Chordata, Actinopteri, Lampriformes, Lampridae. Gene Ontology annotation, molecular function: protein dimerization activity; DNA binding. The transcript is spliced from 7 exons.
AUGACCCUUAAGAGAGUCACCACACGGAGCCAGCAGGCAUGGGGCAAAAUGGAUUUGACUGAGUCUCUUACUUGUGGGUCAGUGGCCCAGAAUGGACUGAGAGAAAGGACGGACAAGCCUCCCAACUUCGUGGAUCUGCUCAGCGAAAUCCGCAGUGAGGAAGAGUAUGACACCUCUCGGAGUAGACUGAACCCCUCAGUGCAGACUAUCCAUACCAAACAUGAUAAUAGCAAGCAGGACGAGAUCCAGAACCUGAAAGCCGAGAUCAAGGAGCUAAGGCCCCAAGGGCCUCGCAGUGGCUCCGAUGAACACUUCUGUUACCGGUGUGGUGAAAGCGGCCAUUUUGCUGUCACGAGCCAGAAGCCUCCCAGUGAUAGUUCUACUGACAGUGGCUCUCAGGUCACCAUAAUCUUCGAAGGCUGGUACAAGAAGUACAUACCUGAUGUACCCAUCUACCCAGUAGACGGCCUAGACAUCUGGGGUUUGAGUGAGUCCAGCUACCCCUACAAAGGAUAUGUUGUGGUGGAGAUGGAAUUCCCACAGAAAGUCACUGGUGCCCCUGAGACGAUCUCCGUGCUCGCCCUGAUCUGCCCGACGCCGAGAGGCCCAGAGCAAACACCAAUCAUUGUGGGGACUAACGCCAAGGCCAAUCUACCUAAGCGUCUCGCACGUCUGUAUGGAGAAAUGGUGGGUGUGCACCUCGCCCAAACCAUUGGAGUCAAGAAGAUGGAUGCUGGGACAAAGACCGGACCAAACCUCCCGCUACACGAUACGGAAGAUGGAGACGAGGGAGUGGGAUAUGUGAAGUGGCUAGGUCCAGGCUCGCUCAUUCUACCACCUGGGGCCAGCCGUGCGGCCAGCUGCAAAGUAGAGUUCACCCAGCCAGUGGAGAAAGAGAUCCUGAUGAUGGAUGACUCUCCUACCAAACCCCUCUCUGCCGGCGUGCUACUGACGUCAAUAGUAGUGCCCAGCUAUGAUGUUGACCCCAAACAACGCCUCGCCCCAGCUAACAUUGAUGACGUGAGACGACAUAUGCAAGAGCUGAUAGCAGCAGGCAUUAUCAAGAAGUCCCGAAGCCCCUACGCAUCACCCAUAGUGAUCGCGCGGAAGAAGAAUGGGAAAAUGGAUAGACUUCAGUUUAAAAGUGCAGUAUGGAAGUAUUACACUCAACCAACACCAGGGAAGGCAGUCUGUAAUACAUGCAAUGAAGGUGUCAGCAUGGGAGCAACAACUGGGAAAAACAAAAAUACUUCAAACCUGUGGUCCCAUCUUAGGAUUCAUCACCCUGAGUUGUAUGAAACAGCACAGAAGAAACGGGAAUCUGAAUCUCAUCAGGAUGAGGCAACUUCAUCUCAGCCAACAAUAGAGGACAUGUUUCAGAAACAAAGAAAGUGGACAAACCGAGAUGACAGGUCGAAACUAACGGACAAACUAGUCCUAGAGAUGAUAGUCACUGACAACCAACCGUUCUCGGUGGUGUCUGAUGUUGGCUUUAAGCGCCUCAUGGCUGCAUCAGAGCCACGAUAUGCACUGAAAAGUGACAAGUAUUACCGAACUGAGAAGCUGCAAGAAGUUCACCACAAGAUUGUGGACAAGAUCAAAGCGCUGAUUCAACCAGAGAAUGCUGGCUACUUUCUCUCCUUCACCACAGACUGCUGGUCUGGUGUGACAGAGUCUCUCAUGAGCCUGACAUGCCAUUUCAUCAACACUGAAUGGACAAGAAAGCAGGUCAUCUUAAAUACAAGAGCAAUGCAUGGGUCCGACACUGGGGAAUACCUGAAAGAGACAUUCCUCAAUAUGCUUGAGGACUGUAAGAUAAGCAAAGACCGUGUAGCACUAGUGCUUCGAGACAGCGGAGCCAAUAUUGUGAAGGGAAUGAGGCUAGCUGAACUCCCAGACCUCAGGUGCACGGCGCACACCUUGCAACUUGUGGUGAAUGACGGUCUGGCAAGUCAAAGAGCCGUCACAGAUGUCAUUGCAAUGCUUAAGAAGUGUGCCACACAUUUCCACCACUCCAUUCUGGCCAAACAGCGUUUGCGAGUCAUUCAGAGGGAACUUGGCCUGCCAGAGCACAACAUAAUCCAGGCUGUUCCAACGAGGUGGAACUCAACGCUCCACAUGCUGCAAAGAAUGCUGGAGCAAAAGCGUGCGCUUACCAUCUACUGUGGUGAACAUGGAGGAUUUGCAGGUCCUAAUGCUCACCAGUGGGACCUUGUGUCCAAUUUAAUUGAAACUCUUCUCCCAAUAGAGGAAGUGACACUUCAGGUGAGCCACAGCAACUCAUCAGCAUCCUGCAUCAUUCCAUGCCUGACUGUGCUGAAGAUGCUUCUUCAAGAUGAUGAGGGGCCCUCCACAAAAGGCAUCAGAACGCUCAGGCAAGCCAUGAGGGAGAGCCUCGACAAGCGUUUCUCAAAAGUAGAAGACACAAAAACUGUGCUGCUGGCCUGUCUCUUAGAUCCUUGAUAUAAGAGUCAUGCAUUCUCCUCUGCCACAACAUUGAGCAAGGCCAAAGGAUGGUUGAAAGAGGAAGAGGACGCUAAUGACGGAAACACCCACAAAAGGCAACGGAGAGAACACACAUCCUUCCGCAGCCGUGUUGAUGAGAUGUUCAGUUCUCUGCUGGCACAUCACACUGGUGACCUGCUGGCCAGUAGCUGCGUUGAGGAUGAGCUGCAUCUGUACCUCAAGGAGCCAGUGAUCGACAGGCGUAAAGGGGACCCACUCCAGUGGUGGAGACAGAAUGAUGGGCGCUUCAAGCUACUUGCGAAACAAGCAAGAAAGUUUCUUUGUGCAUCACCCUCAUCAGUCCCAAGUGAGCGCGUCUUCAGUGAAGUCUCUGCAAUUUAUGAGAGCAAAAGAAGCCGUCUCACUGGAGAGCACGCUGAACAACUCUGCUUUUUGCACCACAAUCUGGUGCUGCUCAAUUGGGACUACUAA